GAAAAGAUUGUUACAAGUAAGAGCAAGUUUGGGAAUUUUGCAUCUUUAGAUUUUGAAAACAGAGAAAGAAAGAGAAGGAAAGUGUGAGAGUCAUCAUCGCGUCUCUCUGGUUCACAAUACAUGUCUCAACCUAAUCGCCAGCUGAAUCUAAAUGAUGGUAAUAGAGAGAGCUUUAAGAAUAAGAUCAAGCAGCAUGAAGAUAACAUAAAGUUUCUUAAUUCUCUAUCAAAUCGCUUUGCUGAAUCAAUACUUGACUUACAAGUGAGUCUUGGAAGGUACCAUUCAGCUAAUGUAAUUAUGUCAGAGAAUGGAAAUGGUGCCUUUCAUACAGAGGAGGAAACAGUGGAACAGAUAUUGAAGAAAGAGAACUCUGCUGCUGGCAUAUUUUGUUGGCUAAAAGCUAAUGCUCAGAUAUCAAAUUUGGCAUUUGCAAAGGAUGCUGUGGGAAUUGUGGCAACCCUUGCCAGGGUUGAGAAUGAUGAUCUUAGCAGGAUCCUUUCUGAGUAUUUGGGCCUGGAGACAAUGCUUGCAAUUGUUUGCAGUACAUAUGAAGGUGUUAAUGCACUCGAGAAGUACAAUACUGAAGGCAUGAUAAACUGUAAUGAUGGUUUGCAUGGAAUUGGAUCUUCAAUCGGAAGGAGAAUAAAUGGCCGAUUUAUUGUCAUAUGUCUUGAAGACUUAAGACCAUUUGUCGGAGGUUUUAUACCCAAUGAUCCACAAAAGAAGCUGGCUCUUCCAAAGCCAAAAUUACCUAAUGGGGAGUGCCCACCUGGGUUUAUUGAUUAUGCAGUGAACAUGAUCCAUUUGGAUUCAAACAAUUUUUCCUUUCUUACUGCCAGUGGUCACGGGCUUAGAGAGACACUGUUUUAUGGCCUUUUUUCUCGCCUACAAUUAUAUAAAACGCGGAAUGACAUGCUGCUUUCUCUCCCAUGCAUUAAUGAUGGAGCCUUGUCAUUAGAUGGUGGGAUGAUUAGAAAAUGUGGUAUGUUUGCUCUUGGUAGUAGGAAAGUUGUAGAAGUGAAGUUUCCUCUAAUUUCCGGAGAAUCUGAUGUACCUCCAAACUAUAUUGAAGCUGAAGAUAUGGUGAGGAAGCUGAAAUGGGAAAGCUCCAAACUUGCUGCAGAUAUACAUAGAGAGCAGCAAUUAUUGGAUUAUAGAAAGGGCAACUUCACAAGCCAACCCUAGAAAGUUAUUUACUGAAAAUUGGUUGGCAUGACAUGGUAACAACUUACCACAUCAAAUUGUGUGCAUUAGCAGUUAAUUUUGCUGACAUAGCUCAAGAGGGAAUGUCCAAAAGAAUCUAUAAAGGUAUGCAGAAAUAGACAUGUGAUAACCUUCAUGCUGUAACCGAAACGCCUAGCUAUGGUUCUGUCUUGAAAUAUUAGAUUACUGAUUUCAAUCAUGAGAAAACUUGGAUAUGGGUGUGUUUGAUUGUG
Molecule: messenger RNA, 1436 nt
Organism: Gastrolobium bilobum
Lineage: Eukaryota; Viridiplantae; Streptophyta; Magnoliopsida; Fabales; Fabaceae
Product: protein DEFECTIVE IN MERISTEM SILENCING 3-like
Exons: 6
Coding region: 121-1185 (354 amino acids)
Source: RefSeq, a predicted model, not a curated record